This is a messenger RNA of Naegleria gruberi, 3295 nucleotides long. RefSeq lists its product as uncharacterized. Bases 1 to 3270 code for a protein of 1089 amino acids. The record is from RefSeq and is a predicted model, not a curated record. NCBI's taxonomy places the organism in Eukaryota, Heterolobosea, Eutetramitea, Acrasida, Naegleriidae. Gene Ontology annotation, cellular component: membrane. Gene Ontology annotation, molecular function: metal ion binding; ATP binding; ATPase-coupled monoatomic cation transmembrane transporter activity. The transcript has 3 exons. Gene Ontology annotation, biological process: monoatomic cation transport.
AUGUUCAAAGGCUCAUACUACGAGAAGGUUCUUGAUGAAGAGGAGAGUUUCAAACCAACAACAACACCAUCAUCACCAUCAGAACAACAUGAAGAUGUAGAUAGUACUUCUUCGGAGGAAAAUAAUAUACUUCCACCAAUGAUAUCAUCUCCAAUGGAAAAGAAGGAAAAUAUAACGGUUGAUCGAAUGGAAACAAAGGCUUGUUCGAAGGCUUGUUGUUCUUCAUCAUCAUCAUCGAAGGCUGGUUGCUCAGAGGAAGAAGAACAACACGAACAUUCGGCAGUUAAUAGUACUCACAAACAUAGUAAAAGAGGAACGAAAUCAAAGUUGAUGUAUGGAAAGAAGAAGAUCAAAAUUAGUCAACUGCAACAUUUGACAAAACAACAUGAUGAACAUCAUCACGAAGAAGAAACGACGUCAGAAACAACAAACAUUUGCGAGAAGUCAAGCUCUUCUAAUUGUUGUUCUUAUGGUUCUUGCUCAAAGGAAAAACAAAAAGAACCAAACAAUGCAAUUGUUUCAGAUUGCUGUUCUUCAGGUUCCUGUUCCAAGAAAAGCAAUGUUCCAGUUGAGAAGAAAUCAACAUGUACUUCUGGUUGUUGCCAGUCAGUAUCAACUUCCACUGAGAGCAGAACAGAAUUGAAAUUGGAUAAUUUACUUCCUAAUCACAAGUCUCUGCAUUUGACUGUGAGAAAUUUGCAUUGUGCUGAUUGUGCCAAUAUGGUUGAGGGAGUUUUAAUUAAGAAGAAUGGUAUUCUGAAUGCCAGAGUGAAUAGUAUGACAGAUUCAGCUCAUGUAGUAUAUGACGAAUUAAUUAUACAAGAAACAUUAAUUGUAAAAUCAAUUCAAGACCUUGGAUUUCCAACUAGUGUCUCUCUAUUGAAAAACAUUUCAAAUUCUGAUCAGGAAACUCUUACAACCAUGUUCGAAUUCAAACAGGAGUUACAAACACACAAAGUAGAUGAAUUAGUUAAGAGCAUUGAAAAAGGGGAUGGCAUUAUUCAUACGGCCUAUGAUACAUCGAGUUGUCUCCUCCAAGUGGCUUACAAUCCUGAUAUUACAGGUACAAGAGAUAUUAAGAAAAUGAUUGAAACCAUCGAUUCGAGCCAUAUGUUUACAAUUAUGAGUGGUAGUAAAGCUAACGAGAUUACCGAUCAGAACAAUAAGAAUGAAAUCAAAAUAUGGAGGAGAAACCUUAUUGUUUCCUUCAUUCUUAGUAUUCCAGUCAUAUUUACAGCAUUCAUCUUUCCAAUGAUCAAACCAGUUGAUGAAUUUUUGAAGAAGGAAUUCUUACAAGGCCUCAAUAGUUAUAUUCUUAUUGGAUUUAUUUUCUCAACACCAAUCCAAUUUUAUUUUGGAAGACCAUUGUACAUGUCAGCUUACAGAGCUCUACGAUAUGCAAAAAAGCCAAACAUGGAUACACUUGUAAUGCUGUCAACUACCACUGCUUAUGUUUACUCGUUAGUGAGUACAAUAAUUGCAAUGUUUGUUGAGACUUACAAGGCCGAAGCAUUCUUUGAAACUUCGGCACUCUUGUUGACAUUUAUCAUUUUGGGAAGGUUUUUGGAAAUACUUGCCAAAGGACAAACUUCGAGCAUACUUACUUCCAUUUUGAAACUCAGAUGCACCAAAGCUUUUUUGAUAUUCAGAGGAAACUAUGAAAGAAUAACAUGUCAAACCGAACUUGUAAAUAAUUCACAUGCUGUAGAGGAAGAGGAGAUUGAUACUGAUCUUGUUCAAAGAGGCGACAUUUUAAAAUGCCUUCCAGGUUCAAAAAUUCCAACUGAUGGAGUAGUGUUUUAUGGCACUACAUCGAUUGAUGAAUCAAUGAUUAGUGGUGAAUCUAUUCCAGUUAACAAGGAUGUUGGAGAUUUUGUUUAUGGCAGUACAAUCAAUCAAUUUGGAACAAUCUAUAUCCGUGUAACAAAAACUAGUUCUGAAAAUACUCUUUCUUCAAUUGACAAAUUAAUUCACGAAUCUCAAAAUGCUAAAGUACCCAUUCAAAGAAUUGCUGAUAAUGUUAGUGCAGUGUUUGUACCUGUAAUUAUUGGUAUUUCCUUAUUGGCUUUUAUUAUUUGGAUCAGUUUGUGUUAUGCUGGAGUUUUGGAAACUGACCUGCAUCCAAUCACCUUUGCUUUACAGUUCUCUCUUGCAAUUUUGGUAAUUAGUUGUCCUUGUGCUAUUAGUUUGGCAGCUCCAACAGCUGUGAUGGUCGGUAUCGCCAAAGGUGUUGAGUAUGGUGUACUAUUCAAGAAUGGUGCUGUAAUUGAGAUGUGCCACAAGGUUAACACAGUCAUAUUUGACAAGACUGGUACCUUAACCAAUGGAAAACCAGUUGUUACAGACGUGUUGCUUUUUGAGGGAGAUGAUUUGAAGCAAUUCAAAGCAAUUAUAGGUUCUGCAGAGUUGGGAAGUGAACACGUUAUUGGAAAGGCUAUUUCAACACACGUAGAAAAGGAGGGAAUAGCUAUAGAACAACCUGUUGAUUAUCAAGCAGUUCCAGGAAAAGGAUUAAAAUGUACAGUCUAUGGAAAACAAGUGAUUGCAGGUAAUUGCACUUGGAUGAAGGACAAUUCAAUUGAAAUUUCAGAAACACAACAAGAACAAAUUUUAACUUUGGAGAAUCAAGGAAAGACAAUUGUUCACGUUGCAAUCGAUGGUUCUUUACAUGGAAUUGUUGCCCUCUCUGAUACUCUCAAGGUGGAAUCCAAACGAGUUAUUGAUGAAUUGAAGAAGAAGAAUGUGGAAAUUUGGGUGGUUAGUGGAGACAACCAAGUCACAACUAGAUAUAUCGCCAACCAAUUAGGCAUUGAGAAUGUAAUGGCCAAUGUCCUUCCAGCCUACAAGAGAGAAAAAGUGCUUGAAUUGCAACAAGGUAAAACUUCCAAUGGUAAAAAGAGAGUUGUUGCAAUGAUUGGAGAUGGUAUCAAUGAUUCACCAUCUCUAGCCCAAGCAGAUGUUGGUUUUGCAAUUGGAUGUGGUUCAGAUAUUGCCUUAGAAACUGCGGAUAUCAUUUUGGUAAAGAGUGAUUUGAGAGAUGUGCUUGUGGCUUUGGAUUUGUCAAGGACUACUUUCAGAAGAAUCAAACUCAACUUUUUAUGGGCCUUCCUUUAUAAUGCUGUUGGUAUUCCAUUAUCUGCUGGAGCAUUCUAUCCAAUCCUUGGUAUUGCAAUUCCACCAGCUAUUGCAGGAUUAUCUGAGAUUUUCUCUUCCAUUCCUGUAAUUCUCUUCUCCUUACUUUUGAAAUUCUACAAACCAAAGAUUUAUUAACAAAGAAAUACAACACUUUUAUUGU